Molecule: messenger RNA, 1374 nt
Organism: Zymoseptoria tritici IPO323
Lineage: Eukaryota; Fungi; Ascomycota; Dothideomycetes; Mycosphaerellales; Mycosphaerellaceae
Exons: 2
Coding region: 1-1374 (457 amino acids)
Biological process (GO): ubiquitin-dependent protein catabolic process; positive regulation of proteasomal ubiquitin-dependent protein catabolic process; protein polyubiquitination
Cellular component (GO): cytoplasm; ubiquitin ligase complex
Molecular function (GO): zinc ion binding; ubiquitin conjugating enzyme binding; ubiquitin protein ligase activity
Source: RefSeq, a predicted model, not a curated record
AUGGCGGACAUCGACGACGAUGUGCUCGUGAGCCUCGACGCCCUCACCAUCGCCGCCAUCGUACAAGGUCGCCUCGACGACAGCAACGAGAUCGCCUCUGGCUCCAAAGGCAAACAGCGCGAAGGCACUCUCACAGACGCACAACUCGCUCUUCAGCUUCACGAGGAAGACCUCAAUGCUUGCAACACUCUCCUCCAGGAUCGCAUGAUGGCGCAGAGCAUGUGCCUCGCCGUGCUUCAAGACGGCGCCCUCAUUGAUGAAGCUCUCAGAGAGGAGGAUCAGGCUGCAAGAGACCAUGCACUCGCUGCAACAAUGAAUGGUGGUCGGACCGUCCGCCUUGCCAUCGAAGCUGCGCCCAGUACCUCAUCUUGGAACGAUCCGGAACUCCUCGCCAAGGCGGCUGCCAUCUACAACGUCGAGCGUCCAGCGCAGAAGGCCAUCGCCGCCACGGCAUUCAAGGACGACGAUGACACUACUGUUGCCGAGUCGUCCACCUGGGCAGCCUCACGUGCUGCUUUCGACGAACCGGCGCCCAGCGAAUGUGCCGGCUGCGGCGACGAAAAGGAGUUCUUUGAACUUGCCCGUGUUCCUUGCAACCACGACUACUGCCGCCUGUGCUUGGAGUACUUAUUCGAGCUGUCGAUGAAAGAGGAGACUGCCUUUCCACCUCGCUGCUGCGUCACUCAGGAGAUCCCACUGUCAGCGGUGCGCAUCUUCCUCUCGCACGAUCUCGCGCAAGAAUUCGAUGCUCGGUACGAGGAGCUCUCUACCAAGGUUCGCACGUACUGUCACGAGCAAUCGUGUUCGGCCUUCAUUCCACCUGCAGACAUCAACGAGGAGACGGGAACGUGUCCGCAGUGCAAGAGAACGACUUGUACCAUUUGCAAAGACGCAUACCAUCUGGGUGAUUGUCCCAAAGACGAAUCACUGCAGCUCCUUCUUCAGGCGGCGGAUACAGCCCAAUGGCAGAGAUGCUUUCAGUGUGGCCGGAUGGUGGAUCUCACGAUCGGUUGCAACCACAUGACGUGUCACUGCGGCGGACAAUUCUGCUACGUUUGUGGCGCCCCGUGGAAGACUUGCGAAUGCCCACAGUGGGAGGAAGAACGUCUCAUCGUCCGAGCCAACGAGAUCGCGGCGCGCCAUCCCAACCGCAGACUCUACCAGCCAGGACAAGCUGCUCAGCCAGCCAAUGCUCCCGCCGCCAUCGCUGCUAUUGCGGAGCAUUUGCUGGCGAACCACGAGUGCGAUCAUGAUCAUUGGCGCGAACUGCUCGGCCCGCAUACAUGCGAGCAAUGCAGCGCUGAUAUGCCAAACUUCAUCUUCGAAUGCCGACAGUGCCACAUUACGAGGUGCUUGCGCUGCCGGGACGACUGA